Molecule: messenger RNA, 1047 nt
Organism: Erpetoichthys calabaricus (reedfish)
Lineage: Eukaryota; Metazoa; Chordata; Cladistia; Polypteriformes; Polypteridae
Product: E3 ubiquitin/ISG15 ligase TRIM25-like
Exons: 5
Coding region: 1-1047 (348 amino acids)
Molecular function (GO): zinc ion binding
Source: RefSeq, a predicted model, not a curated record
AUGGCCGAAGCCAGGCUAUUUGGAUUUCAGGAUGCGUUUGCCUGCUCGGUGUGUCUGAAGACCCUGACUGACCCCGUGUCCCUGAAUUGCGGUCACAGUUUCUGUCUGAAGUGUCUGACCAACUGCUGGGAUCAGAGCCACGUGUGCAGCUGUCCUCAGUGCAGACACGUCUUCAUCCUGAGGCCUGAACUGCACAUAAACAUGCUGCUGAAUGAAGUCAUCGAGAAACUGAAGAAGACGGAACUCAGCCCUCCCUCGACACAGAAUCUCACCGGCCCUGGAGACGUGGAGUGUGACGCUUGUUGUGGGAAGAAGUUCAGAGCCGUGAAGUCAUGUCUGACCUGCAUGGCCUCCUUCUGUCAGACUCACAUCCAGCCCCACUACAAAGAUGCUGCCCGGAAAGGCCACAAGCUGACUGAUCCUGAUAAAAGUCUAAAGGAGAAGCUCUGUGCAAAACACCACAGGAGCCUGGAAGUAUUUUGCAAGACUGAUGAGAUGUGUCUCUGUAAGAUGUGCAUGGUGGCUGGACACAAGGGGCAUAAAGUUGUUGAACUGAAGACGGAAGGAAAGAAAAAGCAGAAGCAGCCGGGGGUGACACUGAGUGAAAUCCAGAAGAGAUUCAGGGAGCAAGAGAAGAAACUGAGGGAGACCAAUCAGCCAGGAGAGGUGAUGAAGAUGUCUGCAGAAAAGGAGGUGAAGGGAAAGGAGGAGAAGUUCACUGGUUUGAAUCACUUCAUUGAGAAACCUCAGAGGAAAAUGGCCAAGCGAAUCAGAGAACUAAAGAAGAGAGAUGUGGAGAAGACUGAAGGAGUCAUGGAGCGCCUGCAGAAGAAGAUUGAGGAGCUGAAGAGCAAAGAUGCUGAGCUGAAGGAAGAGUUCAUGCAGGAUGUCCGACUAUCCACCCAAGAAGUCUCUUAUGGGUCUGGCAGCCCCCUCUCUCCCUUGGCUGGGAUGCUUGUCUGUCCUCUAGGAGCCUCCUGUCCAGGUUUCUGUUAUUGCUAUCGUAUCGUCAUUAUUCUCCACUACAUGCGGCUUCAAAUCACUUGA